This is a messenger RNA of Racocetra persica, 171 nucleotides long. The record is from the annotation of a GenBank genome assembly. NCBI's taxonomy places the organism in Eukaryota, Fungi, Glomeromycota, Glomeromycetes, Diversisporales, Gigasporaceae.
AAAGAAAUAUUGAGCGAUGAGAAAUAUCAUCAACUAUUAUUGAUUCCAUACGAUGAAUUCAAAGAAGUUUGUAACGGUGAAUUUUCAACAGUAUACCAUGUAGAACGAUCGUGCAAUCUUUUCAUAAAAUCGAAAUUCACUACAUCAAAUUAUGAUGAAUUUAUAAAUAAG